Messenger RNA from Poecilia latipinna (sailfin molly), 5663 nucleotides. RefSeq names its product solute carrier family 38 member 9 (gene slc38a9). Bases 154 to 1830 code for a protein of 558 amino acids. Gene Ontology annotation, biological process: amino acid transmembrane transport. Gene Ontology annotation, molecular function: L-amino acid transmembrane transporter activity. Gene Ontology annotation, cellular component: lysosomal membrane. The transcript has 15 exons. The record is from RefSeq and is a predicted model, not a curated record. NCBI's taxonomy places the organism in Eukaryota, Metazoa, Chordata, Actinopteri, Cyprinodontiformes, Poeciliidae.
CACUUAAGAGCGCAACGACAGGAACUGUGCUAAUAUGCGCUGGGAGGAAUGGCGAUGAGAAGCAGGUCCAGGCCACCUCAGUUCUUGCCAACUGGUUCUGCGGUUCGACAGGUGAUGAGUUGAAGGCUGAUGCCUGGCUGAUUGUUAAGGACCAUGGAGGAUGACUGCAGGCCUCUGCCGGGCCCAGAUCCCACUGGGGAGAGCCCCUCCCACAGAGGCUCAGCUGGGUCACUGGACAUCAGAACUAAACGGCCUUUCUAUGUGGAGCCCAGGAACAUUGUAAGUGAUGACCCUCAGGAGAGGAUCUCUGCUGAGGCUGCCAUCCUGAACAGUAGAGUCCAUUACUACAGCAGACUGACAGGGUCCUCUGACACAAUGCUGAGUCCUCCAAACCAUGUGAUCCCCACAGCAGAGGAGAUGUACGUCUACAGCCCUCUCGGGACGGCUUUCAAAGUUCCAGACAGUGAGCAGGCUGCUAAGAACCCCAGCAUUGUCACCAUCUUUGCCAUAUGGAACACCAUGAUGGGGACGUCCAUACUCAGCAUACCAUGGGGUAUUAAGCAGGCUGGUUUCACUCUGGGAAUCAUCAUCCUCAUCUUCACUGGCCUGCUAAUGCUGUACUGCUGUUACAUUGUCAUCAAAUCACCAAAGGCAAUUAGGGGUGUGGACACAUCCAGCUGGGAAUUCCCUGAUGUUUGCAGGUUCUACUUUGGAAAGCUUGGCCAGUGGUCCAGCUUGGUCUUCUCCAUGGUGUCUCUUGUUGGAGCCAUGGUGGUAUACUGGGUCCUAAUGUCCAACUUCCUCUACAACACUGGGCAGUUCAUCUACAACCACGCUCACAACGUCAGCACAUCCGAUUCAGAGUAUGGAACCAAUGGUUCUGACAGAGUUAUCUGCCCAUACCCUAAAACUCACCCUGGAAGAAAUGACUCCAUGACCAGUCUGUGUGGCAGCUCCUCUGGGAAUGACUCAUCUGGGAGCAGCUUUGAUCACUACUGGAGUAAAACCAGCACCAUCCCUCUCUACCUCAUCAUCCUGCUGCUGCCACUGCUCUGCUUUCGCUCUGCCUCUUUCUUUGCCAGGUUCACUUUCUUUGGCACUAUAUCAGUCAUCUAUCUGAUUGUGCUGGUCACAAUCAAAGCUUCCCACCUUGGCUUCCACCUAGAGUUCCACUGGUUUGGUCCAUCCCAGUUCUACGUUCCAGAGUUCAGGUUGUUUUUUCCUCAGCUGACUGGUGUCCUCACCCUGGCCUUCUUCAUUCACAACUGCAUCAUCACAUUGAUGAAGAGCAACAAAAACCAAGAAAAUAAUGUAAGGGACCUGUCCUUGGCUUAUCUUCUUGUUGGAGGGACAUAUAUGUAUGUGGGCGUGUUGAUCUUUGCUGCCUUUCCCUCACCUCCUCUCUCCAAAGACUGCAUUGAACCAAACUUUUUAGAUAACUUCCCCAGCAGUGAUGUGAUGGUGUUUGUGGCUCGAGUGUGCCUGCUGUUCCAAAUGAUUACCGUCUAUCCUCUGCUGGGUUAUUUGGUACGAGUUCAAAUUAUGGGUCAGCUGUUUGGAAAUCAUUAUCCCGGUUUCAUUCACAUUCUUGUGCUGAAUAUUCUCAUUGUUGGAGCUGGAGUUCUAAUGUCCAUGUUUUAUCCCAACAUUGGAUCUAUAAUACGAUUUUCUGGAGCAAUAUGUGGACUGGCCUUAGUGUUUCUACUUCCGGCUUUAGUCCACAUGUUCUCUCAGAGGGAGCAGGGGAGACUGACCUGGCAGUCAGCCUUUUUCCACAGUUUCCUCAUCGUUCUGGGUGUGGCCAACCUGAUAGCUCAGUUUUUUAUGUAGGAAACAACUAGGCAAUAAUUUAAAGAUGAGAAGAUCUAAUGGAAGGUUUAGCCGCUACCACCUAACUUUGGUGUGCUUUAAAUAUCUGCACAACAAGCUCCAAACAUAUGCAAGCAUUUACAUACAUAUUUAUUUCAUUAUAUUCUUCAUAUUCAAAUAAAUUUAGAACCAUCAGUUGUUUGAACUUACAUUGAGUAAAAAAAGUUUUGAACACGUCAAUAUUUUCUCAGUAUAAAUAUUUCUAAAAUGGCCAUUGGCAGAGUUUAGGAAUGACCCAAGUAAUCCACACAUAAGAAGAAAUCAAACAAAUUAGUCUACAAAGUCUGUUAUGAGUAAACAAAUGGAUUGAAACAGGGGACAUGUGAAGAAAAGCAUCUUCUACAUCUCUCUUCUACAGAUGUCUCUUUCACAGAGAGAUGUAGAAGGCCAAGAAAGUAGCUCAAAUCUGUGAAUAUCUAGGAAAGAUUUCUGCUGCUGUGUACAAAUCUAUAUCAGAUGAUUAACUGGUAGCCUUUAAAAAGUUGCAUGAGUGGUAAAUGCAAAGACACCUUCACAAAAAAAUAAAAACAUAAAUAAAAUCACUUAUCUGUCCAUUUUCCAAUGCGCUUAUCCUUCUGGCGUCUAUCUCCAGCGGUCAACGGGCGAGAGGUGGGGUCAUUUUGAACAGGUCACCAGUCCAGCACAGGUCAAACGAUCAUGCACACAUUCAUACCUCAUGAGAAUUUAGAGACCAGUCAACCUAAACAUCAUGAUUUUGGACUGUGGGAGGAAGCCAGAGUACCUCGAGAGAGCCUACGCAUGGACAGGGAGAACAUGAAGAGUUCAUGCCGGGAAUCGAACCCACGCCCUUCUUGCUGCAAGGCAGCAAUGAUACUAACUGCUCCACCACACAACGAAAAGCUUACUGUUCCUAAACAGUCAGUGGCUACAGCUGCUUUCCCUCCCACCCCCCAAAUAUAAAGGCUCUAGUGGCCUUUAUUUGACAGGAAAGUGGGUAAUUAGAGAAGGGGGGGUGACAUGCAGCAAAGGUCGCCAGGCCGGCAAUUGAACCUGUGACAUCCGCGUUGAGGGCUAAGGCCUUCAUAUGUGGGUUGUGCUGAACUUCUGCACCAUCUCAGCACCCCAGAGGUGCAUUUUUAAACUUCUUAAACUUCCUAGUGAGCGCUGUUGGAUCUAUUAUCCGAAUGUGGAACAAACAUGACUUCACUAUAAACCAGCCAGGCGGCCCUUGUAAGAUUUCUGAAAGAGGAGUCAAAACAAUAACUAGAAGAAUUGUCCAAGAGCCAAGAACCACUUGCAAAAAGUUGUGGAAAUAGCAGGUGCAGUUUCUCCAGUUAAGCAAUAAGUAAUCUACACAACUGCCUCCCCAUAGGUCCAUAUUCCCUUGAGUCUUUAUCUUUAUUAUAUCUCUGAUUAGUUUGACAUUUUCUAAUGUGGGAGUCUCUUGUGCCUUCAUGUCCAUCUGUCUGUUUUUAAUCUCUGUAUAGCGCCGCUUUGUGUGGCACUUUGCUGUAUGAAGAUCGCUCUUGAAAAAGUUUGGUGAUAGUCAGAAUCAGCUGACGCAUAACAAAUCUCAUUCCAAUGUCACCAUAAGCAAAGUCAAAUAAACAAAGGUUGGCCUGCAUUAAAAUGAGGCUGGUAACAUUAGUAUUAAACAUGUCAACAUUUUUCUCAGCUUAAAUGUUUCUAAUGGGGACACCAAGUAAAACUUAACACCAGAUCACCAUCAGCAACAACCCACACCCAAGUAAUCCACCAACACAAUCAAAGCAAAUCAAUCCACCAGUGAAUGUAUGACUGAAAACAUAGAAUGAAACAUGGAAUAGAGCCUAUUGUCUCAGACAAAAUGUCUCCAAAUCUUAAAGGUUUUCAGGGUUCUUUUAAUUGCACAUUCAGCUCAUUCCAUAUAUUUUCAUUUAGGACAGGUGACUGAGCCAUCUCAACAGUUUUACUUUCCAUCUCAGAAAUGAUUUAAGCGUUUCCUUGGCUGUGUGUUUGGAACUUGCUUUAAAUUAACAUUUGUUUCAUUCUCACAUUAUCAAAAAUUUCCCAGUAAAUCUAUCCAUCUUUCCUUGCUUUAUAUGAAGUGUCCCAGAACCAGGAAAAGAAAAUGUAUAAAGACAUAAAAUAAUCAUAAACUAAAUGGUAAACUGUUUGAUUUGAAAAAAUACCAAUAUAGACAAAAACGUUACAAUAACUGCAAAAAUGUUAACUUGUGUAGAAACGACAAAGAACAUAUAGAUACUUGUAAUGUACUAGCAAUAAUUAAAAAUAAUUAACUUUAAGAAGUGACAAAUGGGUAUAAACCAAAACCACCAAACUGAAUAGAUGUCUUUAGCAUGCUCUUCAAGAUGUCCAAGCUCUCAGGUGGCCUCUGACCUUCAGGCUUGUCCCACAGUAGACGGUCAUAACGAUGCCUCACCUUGUGAUUUAGUUCUCACUGUAGGUACCAGUGAGAACCAUUUCAGAAGACAGAAGCAGUUCUCAUAAAUGGGGUGGGCUAUAACAUUACGGCCAUUAUUAAGUUUUAAAUGCCACUAAGAACAACUUAAAAUCAAUUCUAAAAUGCACACCAACUUUAAAUACAAACUUUAAAGUUGCCAUGAUGUGAGCUCAGCUUCUGAAUUGGCUGUAAUAGAGCUAUGAUUUUUUUCAGCAAGGUUAAUAAGCAGAGUAUUACUAAAAUUGAUUGUACUGGCUGUAAAAGUGUGAAUCAAAGUUUCUGUAUUGGACUAUUAGAAAAAUAGUUACGGUCUUGCAAUGUUCCUCAGAAGAUAAAAAUAUGUUUCUAGUGACAUUCUUGAUAUGGUUUCAGAAACCAUAGUUUGAAUCAAAUAUGUUUUUCAAUUUUUUCCUAAUUUAGAUGAAGGAAAUUCUCAUAAUUUAAUAUGUAAAAAAAAAAAAAAAAAAACAGCUUCAAAGUGCCUGGAUGUGGGCUCAUCAGGACGCACUAAUAAAUGGAGCUGUGUGUAUUCAGCAUAACUAUGAAAGUUAAUGCCAUGUCUCCUAAUAAUGUAUGCCAACAGUUGGUGGGUGGCAUAUAAGGAUUCAAAAUAUUGGGACUCAGUGCUGAGCCUUGGGGGACACCAUAGUGUAAACUACAGUUUUACACAGAUUGCUUGUGUAAAACUGUAAAUGCAAAACUGGGAUGCUGCUAGUUUAGCUGAUUAAGGAAAAGCUUCUCCACAUUUUGCUAAAAACACAGCAGAUUAGAAUAGAGACAUUAAGGUUUGUUCUCUUCCCAUGAGGCUUCACAACAGCAGUCUUAAAGACAGUUGUGAAGCCCGCUGCCCCGCUCCAUAUGAAAAGAAUAGUUAAUAUUAAAAGCAUAAUUUUGAAAAAUAUAUGGCUUAUAGGGUCUAAAGGAUAUUUUUCUGUUUUAAGUAAGAAAUAAUUCUGCUUGCCAGUUCAUCAACCAUUCUCCAGUGUUUCCCCACCAUUUAACAAUGACUUGGAGGUAAUAUUUUUAUGCUGCCAUUGAAAUAAAUUAUAUCUUAUAUUGUUUAUGUUUCCUCUGAAGUAGGUUGCAAAAUCUCCACACUAUGUAAUUGUGGAGUUACUGGUGGAUACUGGGGAGGGCUGGUUUGGUUAGUCUGUCAAAAACUGAGAACAGGAUUCUUUGAUUAUUUUUAGUAUCAGAUAUUAAUUUUAAGAAAUAUGAAUGGUUCACUUGCUUGACUGUUAAUGAUUUAAUUCUGGAAAUUGUGGUAAUUUAUUUGCUGAUCUUUCCUUUCUGAUUUUCCUCAUGUCUUUCCCUGAAGAUUUUAUAUUUUGUAUUUCUUGAUAAACUGUUGGAUUUUUUCCAACCAUAAAAUGUAAAAAUUCUAUUUAUG